GACGUCCCCGUGCGUCCGGAGCGCGCCGGCGGUUGUGGGAGCUGCAACCGGGAAGCGUGAACGGCUGGUCCCAAAGCACGCAUGGGGUUGGGGCCGCGUUCCGCUCACAAAGCGCGACGCCAGUUCUCGGGUGCCGGCCGGCGGGGACGCGCGGCCCGGGGUUCGGGACGUCCCCCUCCCGGCCGCGAUGGUUAUCCCCGGCUGCCGGCAGCCGCGCGUGCGGAGCAGGCCCCCGAGGCUCUCCCGCAUCUGAGCCCGGAGGCUCUUGGAUAUUUCCGACGGGCGCUGUCAGCGCUAAAAGUGGCUCCCGACGCCGCCGAAGAACGAGAGUUGAUGGCGCGCAAUAUUUUGAAGGAAGUGGAGGCUCAGGCUCUAGCCUUGGCCACGAACAGGACUGGUAGCGAAAUGCUGCAGGAGCUUUUGGGGUUCAGUCCUUUGAAACCCCUGUGUCGAGUGUGGGCCGCUCUGCGCCCCAACUUGCGCUUCGUGGCUUGUCAUCGGUGUGGGGUCCACGUAUUACAAAGUGCUUUGCUGCAGCUACCUCGAUUGCUGAGGCGUCCUGCGGAGGCAGAGGAGGAGGAGGAGGAAGAGGAGGAGGGUGGUCCCUCGCAAACUCUGGAGGAGCUAGUCCUGGGACUAGCCGCUGAAGUGUGUGAUGAUUUUCUGUUCUUCUGUGGAGACACGCAUGGCAGCUUCGUGGUCAGAACUCUGCUGCAGGUCUUGGGAGGUACUCUUUUGGAGUCCGAGAGAGGCAAGCCCCGUGGCUCCCAGUCGUCUGAAACACAGAGGACUUCAGCUCGGGAAUGUAAACCAACUGAUUUUGAGGUUCCUAAAACCUUCUUGAAUCGCCUUCAGGACCUGAGCGCCUGCUUUCUGAAGGACAUUGCUGUAUUUAUCACCGACAAGAUCUCCAGCUUUUGUCUUCAGGUGGCCUUACAAGUCCUCCACCAAAAAUUACCUCAGCACUGUGCCCACCUCUGCGAUGCAGUCAUUGAUUACCUGAGUUCUCGGAAUUCUUCAGCAGAUGGCAGCCCUCUACUCCUGUUUCUUCGGGAUCAGACGAGCUCUAGACUCUUGGAGCAGGUGCUGCUGGUAUUAGAAGCAGAGAGACUCCAGCGCCUCUAUAAGGACCACUUCCAGGGUCAGCUAUGCUCCUUGGCUGAGCAUCCCAUUGCGAACUUCCCUUUGCAGCGCUUGCUGGAUGCAAUCACUUCCCCUGAGCUGCUGUCCCUUGUGUUUGAGGAGCUGAGCCCUGCCUUGGAAAUGGUGCUGGCCCAGGGCCACCCAGGGGUCGUCGUCGCCCUGGUGGAAGCCUGCCGCAGGGUUGGGACUCACCAAGCCCAGGUCUUGCAGCUGUUAUUUGAGGCAUUUCAUUGUGCAGAGCCCCCGUCCCGGCAAGCAGCCUGCGUGCCUCUCUUUGCUGCUUUGUUGGCUUAUGAGGUAUACUAUGAACUAAUGGAGGAGGAGGGGGCUGUGCCUGCAGAGCAUCAGGUUGAAAUGGCCACAGCCAGAGCGCUGAGGGAGGUGACUGUACUUGGGUCUCUACUGCUCCAGCAUUUGCUGUAUUUUUCUAAUCCUGGACUUGUACUUCGAAGUCUGAGUGCCUUGACCGGACCACAGCUUCUGACUCUGGCCCAAAGCCCCGCUGGCUCUCAUGUAUUUGAUGCCAUCCUGAGUAGCCCCUCAGUGACACACAAGCAGCGUCGUCGUGUGCUGAAGACCCUAAAGGGACAGUAUGUGGCUCUUGCCUGUAGCCGCCAUGGCAGCCGUGUAUUAGAUGCCAUCUGGAGUGGAGCAGCUUUGGGGGCUCGGAAGGAAAUUGCUGCUGAAUUGGGAGAAAAGAACCAGGAGUUGAUUCAAGAUCCUUUUGGCCACCAUGUGGCUCGAAAUGUGGCCCUUACUACCUUCUUGAAGAGGCGAGAGGCUUGGGAACAACAGCAAAGUACUGUGGCCAAGCGGAGGCGGGCAUUGAGCUCUAUACUUGAAGACUGAGACUUGCAACGGGACUCGGUCUUGAUGGGGAGGGGAACAUGCUUACCCUUCCUGUUUACAUUGGAUCCAAAAGUCUUACUGCAGCCAGAUGUAGUAACAUGCACAAAACUGUAAACCUACUAUUCCAGAGGGUAAAACAAGAAUAUCAAGAAUUCAAGGCUAGCCUGCUCUGUGGCAGCUAGAUCUUGUUAAUCUCUAUGUCCAUCUGCUAUUCUCUCCCCUCUCCCAAGACAUACUGGUAAAGACUUUUGUAUUUUUCUUGGAAAUAUUUUUAUUUUAUUUUUUAGGGGAAAGUUAUCUUGUAGUAAAGCUAGGGACAGUGGCCGUUGGUAUGCAGGAUCUUAGGGGUAGGCGUCAGUAAGAACCUAGAUGAAGCAGCGAUUACGGUGGGAUCAGGAUGCAGGGGACAAGGCUGUGGUUCUGCAGGGUAUGUGGAAGGCAGGAGUGGAGGGAAGACAGGUAGCAUUCUUCAGGAAGAUGUACAGGCCAGAGGAACAAGGCAGUGUGCAGAUCUGUUAGGAUGGAGUCAGCUUGGUUACCUAGGGUACACUGCAGACCCCAAGCCUGAUGGUGCCUUUACUACCCUCCUGUGUCACAUGGAACCAGUCUUUCAGCACAGGCUCAAAGCAUGAUCUCAUUAGGAGUGGAGGUGUCUCUGCCCGUGCCACUGCCAUCGAUCAGCCCCCUCCACCACAUGGCGAAGGGUGGAGGAGAUGCCCAGCAGCAUAUGGCCCAGGCCUUGCAGCAGCGAGGAAGUCCAACGGAGGAGCUCCCUGGAGGGCAGAGUGGAGAUCAGAGAGUUAAAGGAAGCUGCAAGGAGGUCGGGGUUGGAUGCUUUGGUGUGGGGGGCUGAUAAGGGGGAGUUUAUGGGAUACAUGGAUCCGAGGGUUGCAUGACAGAUUGGUCUCUGACCUGAGUACUCUUUUAGGGCCAACUCCUUGGAAAUCACAGCUCAUGGAGUAGAGUCCAUAGAAUGUAGCUUUCACGUUGAGGCUGCCAAAGAGGUCUCGGGGAUUUUGCUUGUACACAUCGAAGGUGAUGCGGGCGAUGUCCUUGCUGUGUUUUGGCUUCUCCCGUCCUAGGCCGUAUGACAACAUCCCACUCUGUGGGACAUUCUCAUCAUUGAAGUGGACCUGCCCUCAUACCCUGGGAACCACCACUAAUCCUGUCAGUGCCGGAUCUGUCUUCCCAAUGUCAUCUAAUGGUUGAUGUCCUUCACAGCUCCCCAGAGCCUGUGCCCCCACAGGUCAGUGGUAGGCCAGGGAAGAAGCCAGGGAGGACCAGAAAGGAGUGGAGACCUAAGCAGCCCCACUGUGGGGCUCUCACCUUGGGGCUCCAGCUCUGGCCCUGCUCAAGCACCAUCAAGCACGUGUCGUCCUCCAGCAGCUGGAAGAAGUCCUCACUGUCCACAGCAGUCCCAUCCUCCUCCAGGACCAGUGUUAGCACUCCACGUAGCAGCAAGGUCUCCAGGACCUGUCAGUGACAAGAGGCAGGAAGGGAGGCCCCGUCAGCCUCACGCUGGUUGGCAUAUCAGCUCUACCUCCAGGUGUUUUGCCAUCUUCCCUGUAGGGGUUUUGUUUGUUUAUUUCUUUUUUUGAGACAGGGUGUUGGUGUAGUGCAGCCUGCUCCCAAACUUAGCAAUUCUGUGUUAGUUUGCUGGGUCCUGGGAUUGUAGACAUGAACACUUCAUCUCAUCCUUCCUAAAAGUUGCAGUUCUUUCUUUGUGUAGCUUUGGCUGUCCUGGAACUUGGUCUGUAGACCAGGCUGGCCUCAAACUCAAGAGAGUCACUGGCCUCUGCCUCCCAUGUUCUGGGAUUAAAAGUAUGUGAGACCAUG
Mus musculus (house mouse) is the source of this 3828-nucleotide messenger RNA. It is a transcript of the gene Nop9, whose product is annotated as NOP9 nucleolar protein. Gene Ontology annotation, molecular function: RNA binding. NCBI's taxonomy places the organism in Eukaryota, Metazoa, Chordata, Mammalia, Rodentia, Muridae. The coding region runs from base 82 to 1992 and encodes 636 amino acids. The record is from RefSeq and is marked validated. The transcript has 10 exons.